Molecule: messenger RNA, 906 nt
Organism: Penicillium angulare
Lineage: Eukaryota; Fungi; Ascomycota; Eurotiomycetes; Eurotiales; Aspergillaceae
Product: DUF3429 domain-containing protein
Exons: 4
Coding region: 1-906 (301 amino acids)
Source: RefSeq, a predicted model, not a curated record
AUGAUGUACCGCAACUUCGCCGCCCGCUCGGCUCUCCGGGCUAUCUCCAGCUCCAAUGCCUCCGUCGCUCGCUCGGCUCUGACCAACCCUGCCUUCAAGGCCCAGCUGACUUCGUCCGCCCGCGCUAUCCGCCCGACCACCAAGCCCAGCUUUGCUCUGGCUGCUCACAAGCCCGUCACCACUGCCCUCAUCCGCCAUGCUUCUAGCUCCUCUAACGACGGCGAGGUCGACAUGAUGGCUGGUAUGAAGUCUGAGGCUAAAGUUAUCAAGGACACCUUCAGCCUGAGCGAGGUCCCCAAGGAGGCCCUUUACCUGGGUAUGGCCGGUGUCGUUCCCUACCUCGCUACCUCUCUGCAGACCGUUGCUCUCUCCUACGAGAUCAACCACGCUGCCCAGACCGGCGACGGUCUGAUCUUCUCCGGCCAGAGCGCUGAGCUUAUGCUGCACAUGCUUGAGCCCGUCCAGGUCGCCUACGGUGCCGUCAUCCUCUCCUUCCUCGGUGCCAUCCACUGGGGUCUCGAGUGGGCCGGAUACGGUGGCAAGUUCGGCUACAAGCGUUACGCUGCCGGUGUCAUCGCCCCCGCCGUUGCCUGGCCUACUCUGCUGCUCCCAUUCGAGUACGCUCUGAUCAGCCAGUUCCUCGCCUUCACCUUCCUGUACUACAACGAUGCCCGCGCCGCUACCGCCGGCCGUGCUCCUCACUGGUACAGCAUGUACCGCUUCGUCCUGACCUUCGUUGUCGGUGCUAGCAUUGUCGCUACCCUGAUCGGCCGUGAGCAGAUCGCUCAGACCCUCACCACCGAGCACACCAUCAAGGACAAGAUCAACGCUCUGAUCUUCCUGCAGAAGAAGGAGAAGGAGGAGGCCGAGGAGCGCCGCAAGGCUGUCGUCGAGGAGGAGGAGUAA